Molecule: messenger RNA, 1028 nt
Organism: Lathyrus oleraceus (garden pea)
Lineage: Eukaryota; Viridiplantae; Streptophyta; Magnoliopsida; Fabales; Fabaceae
Product: probable transcriptional regulator SLK2
Exons: 1
Source: RefSeq, a predicted model, not a curated record
UGGGACAUUGCAAACUCGGCACCAAGUGUUGGAGCUAGUUCUUUAGUCACGGAUGCGAAUUCUGCACUCUCAGGUGACCGCCAUAUGCAAAGAAGUGCAAGCAUUAAUGGAGACUCGUAUUUAAGAUUACCUGCUUCGCCAUUGUCAUUCACAUCGAAUAAUAUUAGUAUUUCUGGGUCACCUGCAAUGGAUGGUUCCUCAGUAGUACAACAGAAUUCUCAUCAAGAUCAGAAUGCUCACCAAUUGCAGCAGAAUCAACAGAAGCUGCAGGGUGCUUCAAGUUCUAUGCAUUUGCCUGCUUCUCAAACUGGAUCGUCUUCGCACCAAAUGGGUGCACAAGUUGCAGGAUCUUUCAUUCAAUAUCCAAAUAGUAUAUCCCACUUGCUGAAAAAGCGUAGGCUGGAUAUCAAACCAGAUGAUAUAAUGCAGCAACAGGUAAUACAACAGCUUCUUCAGAGACAAGACCCCACACAGUUCCAAGGCCGUAAUCCACAGUCACAGGCUAUGUUUCAGCAACAGCAUAGGCUUAAGCAACAAAUCUUUCAGUCAUUGCCCCAGGCCCAGCGGAUGCAAUUGAUACAACAACAGCAACAUCGACUUCUUGUUCAACAGCAACAACAGUUCAGGCGACCUGCAAUGCAAGAAAUGGGUCAGAUGCAAGGGCAACAUCAGAUGCAAUUUUCUUCACAAUUUGAACAUAGAAAAAAAGCAGAUGGAGAUGAUAGUCGUGCCUAUGAUCACUCAAGGAUUGGUCAAUCUAAUGAUAAAACAAUGAAGAGUACAGCAGGAACCUCAAACCUAAGUCGUGUAUUUGGUAGUAACUCCCAUGUUUCAAGCAGCUGGAUGCCUUCAUUGCGACGGAUUUCUUCAACCAAAUAACAGAUAGUAUUUUGGAGGAGUCCCUUAGAGCUUGUUUCUAAUAAUCUUGCUGCAAUCAACACACCAGCAACCAUGUCCAAUAACAGCCUGCAUAACCCAAACCAUAGCAAACCAAAGCUCCAAUUUUCACUGCAGUAAACAAAAUAAUU